AUGAAGAAGACUAUGAAAAAGACUUCUACCUUCUUUAGGAAGCUAGGCAACAAGCAUGAAAAUCUCCAAAGAACAUUAAAUGAUUUUGCACCUGUGUAUGCAUGUUUGCAAUUAGAUCAAUUAGAUCUAGACUUUACUGAUAGCAGUAACAACAAAGAAAAGAGACGAUCAAACAUGUAUAAAAUGAAGCUUAAUGCUAACAAAAGCAUGCCCGACUACAUAGGUCGACUUGAAUAUUUCAAUCUGGAUGGGGUUAGUGAUAUGAAAAGAGAAACUUUCGAUAAACAAAUCGUAGAAAAAAGGAGUACAAUGUUUGAGUCUAGUCUUGGAGAAAGUAAAAAACAUAAUGUGCGAAAAGUGACUAAAGGCCGACGAACAGACUCUGAAGAAAAUAUCCCAGUAGCAAAACUCGAAGACGUUCCUUUAGGGCUACAAUUAAACCCUGCAUCACCGGGUCCAUUCUCUUCGUCCGAUGACGACAAACCCACAUCGUUUCUAUCGACUACAAAUCCGGUUUUCCCGUCAUUCACUUCACCUACCCCAUCUCGCCCAACAAGUAUUGGCACAUCCGACAACAAAUCACAAAAUUCACUAUUUUCACCCGGUUCGCUUAUGGCGGAGGCAGAGGAAAAGGGAAUGUCGACAACUGCACAAGUAUUAGCCGAGAGGAGAAAUGUAUUGACAACACAGAGAAGCAAGAACGAGCCGCAGGAAGAAACAGAAAUGACAUUUUCCGUAGGGUCGUUAAUGGCGGCGGCUGAGGAGAAGGGUUUAUUCAACAAAUCAUCCCGGUCCGAUAUAGAGUCCGCAAGUGAUUCCGUAAAUCUAAGAUCUCCAAAACGUCCGGAUAAGAGAUUACCUGAACUUCCCAGGACUACCUCUCCGCCCUCUUCUCCUCCGCUAACGUUCGUAUCUACAACGUCAACUGACCGCGGGCGCCAAUCAUCGAGUAUAGCCAGUUCUUGCUACGAAACAGCCAGCGGUUCUACUGCAACUCUUCAUACGGCUCCACCAUCGCCGACAACUGAAAUUGAUGGGACUAUAGUUGGGAGUCCAACGAUCGAGUUAACUAUAUCGGCUCUGACUGAAAAGUUUGACUUGAAUGAUGAGUCUACGCCCAAGAUACAUGUGGAUGAGGCCAUGUUGGCAAGUCCGGUAGAGAGCAUCGAUACGGUACCAGGCGUACCAGAGGAGAGGGAUGAGGAAGAGUUUAGGUGGGCUCAGGCAAGGAAUGCAGCCAAGCGGUGUUUUGACGAUAACGAAACGUCUAUGAAGAAAGAAAAAGUUACAGAAUUUUUAGGCGGAACUAAGGACAUUAGUCGUCGUGCAUUGAAGUGUUAUAUGGAAUACUUUGACUUUACUGGUUUAAGACUAGAUAAUGCAUUUCGACGAUUGUGUGCUAACUUGUAUAUAAAAGGAGAAACACAACAAGUAGAUAGAGUAUUAGAAGCUUUCUCACAAAGAUAUUGGGAAUGUAAUCCAAAGACUGUAUAUGGGAGUGGAGACACGGUCCAUGCAAUAGCAUAUUCAAUUCUCUUACUAAAUACAGAUCUUCACAUUGCUGAAGUACCCAAAAAAAUGUCUCAAAAACAAUUCAUACGCAACACGAUGGCCACAGUACAUGCACAAGCUACGAUUGCUUUAUCCCAACCAAGUUCGCCCGAUUACGAAGACGAUCAAUCGACCAUAGCCUCGAUAGAAACAACCACUACCGGCACAUCGGCAACUGCCCGACCACGCCGCAGCGCAUCAAUACGAAGCUGGAUGAGUAACCCUAAUGCCAGUUUCACGAGUCUCGUACAUUUUGGAUCUUCCACAUCGCCAGGUUAUUCGCGGCAAUGGGAUACAGAAAUGGAAUCUUUAUUAAAAGAAAUGUAUUCGGCGAUAAAGUCGAAUAUGAUACAACAGCCACGUCUAUCAACCGAUUCGGAAACGCCACAAGAUACUACAAGAUUGACUCCGUCAUUAAAUAGAAGUAUGAGCCAUUUAGGACAUCCAAACACAAGAAUAAACGUAUUAAGGAAAGGAUUGAGUGCGGCGAGUUUAAAGUCGCGUAUAAACGGAAGAAAUUCGUCGUCGAGUUCUGGAAAUGGAAGUGAAUAUGAUCAGAAUAACAUGUCCCGCCGCUCAAGCUAUCAAACCCUCCAGGCGGCUUUAUCUGGUUCGAACAACCAUCACCACAGUACAUCGACAGAAAAUGGCGAAACCAAUUCAGACCAAAACUUGACCGGCAUGGAAGAUGACUCGGUCUCUGUGGCGGAUUCCACGUCAACGUCCGAAUCGCUCGAACUCUACCUCUCGGGUGCUCCGUUUGCAAAGGAAGGGUUGUUGGUAAAGAAGCAUUACUGGGAGGCAGCGAAUAAGAGAGCAAAGGAUAAUAAGUGGAGAGAGACGUUUGUGGCGGUGGAAAAAGGCGAAUUGAGAAUGUAUAAACUUGAGUCUUUCGGAACAAGUAAUGGGGAAAAAGGCAGAAAUAAAAUUGUCGGUGGUGGAAAUUGGAUGGAUAACGCCACUCUUUUAGGAGAGUUAAGUCUUCGCCACACAAUCUCCAGCGCACUGCCUCCACCCGGUUACAAUCGCACUCGUCCAUACGUCUUGGCACUCUCACUUUCGCAAGGCGGUCUAUAUUUCUUCCAAUGUGGCACUGCAGAGCUAGUUGACGAAUGGGUAGCAACGUGUAACUAUUGGGCGGCGCGGUCGUCGAAAGAACCUUUGACUGGUGGUGUUAGUAAUAUGGAAUAUGGCUGGGGAAGAUGCAUAGAGCCGUAUUUGGAUGGCAGUAUGAUUGAUACGGAGGAUCGGAGGAGCAUAAUGAGUGAUUCGAGAAGUGAUGUGCGGAGUGUGCUUUCUGGAGGGUCUGGAUUUUCGAGCGAUAAGAUUCUUAUCAGCGAAUGGAAAGCUCCGAUGCCACCGUUAGUUUCUAGUACGCUUGAUGAGGAAUCUCAAUUAGCAGCUCUAAAGAAACACAUGAUAGAUCUCGAGAGCGAAUUGGAAGAACACAAACAUUAUCGUGAACCAAUGCUCAAAAUGUUCCCGUCUCGAUCGACAAACAAUGCGAAAGUCACUUCAAACUGGGAGAGGAAAUCACAAUGGCUACUACACGAAAUAGUAAAAUAUUCUACAUACGUCGAAUGUCUUGAGAAUUCAAUGUCUAUCAGACAAGAGAUGAGGAGAAUAAAAGAAGCAGAGCGCGAUAAGGGCUAG
This is a messenger RNA of Paraglomus brasilianum, 3204 nucleotides long. Lineage: Eukaryota; Fungi; Glomeromycota; Glomeromycetes; Paraglomerales; Paraglomeraceae. The record is from the annotation of a GenBank genome assembly.